AUGGCGUCCGCCGACGUCCUCUCCCCAUCCGCGAUGCCGCAGCCACAUCGCCUCACCAACGUGGACACGGUCGAAGGCGUGGACGACGGCGAUGACCAGUACGCCACAUACAAGAAGCUCCAACGACAACUCGAGUACAUCAGGCUGCAAGAGGAAUACAUCAAAGACGAGCAGCGCAGCCUGAAACGCGAGCUCGUGCGCGCCCAGGAGGAAAUCAAACGCAUCCAGAGCGUGCCCCUCGUCAUCGGCCAAUUCAUGGAGGCCAUCGACAACAACACGGGCAUCGUGCAGAGCUCCACCGGCAGCAACUACGUCGUCCGCAUCCUCAGCACCCUCGACCGCGAACUCCUCAAGCCCAACAGCACCGUCGCCCUGCACCGCCACAGCAACAGUCUGGUGGACAUCCUGCCUCCUGAGGCCGACAGCAGUAUUGCUAUGCUGCAGGCGGACGAGAAACCGGAUGUUACAUACGCCGAUGUCGGAGGAUUAGAUAUGCAGAAGCAGGAGAUCCGUGAAGCGGUGGAGUUGCCUUUGACACAGUUUGAUCUGUACAAACAGAUCGGUAUCGACCCACCGCGUGGUGUCCUCCUCUACGGUCCCCCAGGAACAGGCAAGACAAUGUUAGUCAAAGCCGUAGCAAACAGCACAACCGCCUCCUUCAUCCGCGUCGUGGGCUCGGAGUUUGUACAGAAAUAUCUAGGAGAAGGCCCACGAAUGGUCCGUGACGUCUUCCGGAUGGCGCGCGAGAACAGCCCCGCCAUCAUCUUCAUCGAUGAAAUCGACGCCAUUGCGACAAAACGUUUCGAUGCGCAGACGGGUGCGGAUAGGGAGGUACAGCGGAUUUUACUCGAGUUGCUAAACCAAAUGGACGGUUUCGACCAGACCUCCAACGUCAAAGUCAUCAUGGCCACCAACCGCGCCGAUACCCUGGACCCGGCCCUCCUGCGCCCAGGGCGUCUUGACCGCAAGAUCGAGUUCCCGAAUCUUCGCGAUCGCCGCGAACGACGUCUCAUCUUCUCCACCAUCGCGAGCAAGAUGUCGUUGGCGCCGGAGGUGGAUCUGGAUUCUUUGAUCGUGAGGAAUGAUCCGCUGUCCGGGGCGGUCAUAGCCGCGAUCAUGCAGGAGGCCGGGUUGAGGGCUGUGAGGAAGAAUCGGUAUAAUAUUAUCCAGCAGGAUUUGGAGGACGCUUAUACCAGUCAGGUCAAGGGGGCGAGUGAGGCGGAUAAGUUUGAUUUCUACAAGUAG
Recurvomyces mirabilis is the source of this 1245-nucleotide messenger RNA. RefSeq names its product 26S proteasome regulatory subunit 6B (gene RPT3). Gene Ontology annotation, molecular function: proteasome-activating activity; ATP hydrolysis activity; ATP binding. The record is from RefSeq and is a predicted model, not a curated record. Gene Ontology annotation, biological process: proteasome-mediated ubiquitin-dependent protein catabolic process. Bases 1 to 1245 code for a protein of 414 amino acids. Lineage: Eukaryota; Fungi; Ascomycota; Dothideomycetes; Mycosphaerellales; Teratosphaeriaceae. The transcript has a single exon. Gene Ontology annotation, cellular component: proteasome regulatory particle, base subcomplex.